This is a messenger RNA of Vicia villosa (hairy vetch), 654 nucleotides long. RefSeq lists its product as uncharacterized. The coding region runs from base 1 to 654 and encodes 217 amino acids. The transcript has a single exon. Lineage: Eukaryota; Viridiplantae; Streptophyta; Magnoliopsida; Fabales; Fabaceae. The record is from RefSeq and is a predicted model, not a curated record.
AUGGAUUGGCAGAGUAAAAAUUGCUCUUGGAUUCAGGCCAGUGUGUUCAAAUGCAGGGACAGGAUUAGGGGAACCAAUGCUUGGGGUUCUGCUCUGCACAAUGGUAAAUAUAAAACAAAUGAGGUGUAUAAUGACCUUCGUGGAAACAGAGAGCAAGUUACUUGGAAGUAUGUGUUACACCGGAAUUUUGCUAAACCUCGGGCCAAGUUUAUACUGUGGUUGAGCUUAUUGGAUCAUUUAAGUACCAAGGAUAGAUUGUUGAAGCAUGGGAGCACUGUUGAUGUUGGCUGUAUUUUCUGCAGGGAGAUGGAAACUCUUCACCACUUAUUUUUUGAAUGCCAGAUAACUAACCAAAUUUGGCGCUUAGUUCUCCACCAUAUUGGUUAUGACAGGAACCCCAGGGGCUGGACACAAGAGAAGGUUUGGCUUAACAGUGAAACUAGAAAGCAAGGAUGGCUUAGAGAGUUGCUAAAGAUUGCAAUUGCUGAGUGUGUGUAUGGUAUUUGGAGACAUCGAAAUGUUGUGAUUUUUAACCAGACUCCAGUGGAUCCUCAUAUUUGGAAGGCAAUAGUUCAUGAUGUUCUUAUUAGAGGUAGUUUCCAAAAGUCUAUUAGGAGUCAUGUAAAUGUUGAAACUAUGAGUAUCUCUCUUUAA